Molecule: messenger RNA, 3051 nt
Organism: Xenopus tropicalis (tropical clawed frog)
Lineage: Eukaryota; Metazoa; Chordata; Amphibia; Anura; Pipidae
Gene: pim3
Product: Pim-3 proto-oncogene, serine/threonine kinase
Exons: 6
Coding region: 698-1669 (323 amino acids)
Biological process (GO): negative regulation of apoptotic process
Cellular component (GO): cytoplasm
Molecular function (GO): ATP binding; kinase activity; transferase activity
Source: RefSeq, a predicted model, not a curated record
AAUGUUACAGAGUGCUGCUACAUUUUCAGACACAGUGUAAGCCUACGCGUCUCGUUACUACUAGUAAAGAAGUGCGCAUUGGAAACAAACUGCUCGCUGUGACGGUUACUGGACGUAACCGGCAUUUUUAGUUUCUGGUGCAGUCACUAGGACUCUCCCGGUUUUAUAUGGUGACUGCGUUGGGUGGAAUCGGUUUUCUUGUGCAAAAGGUGUUUCCCAUCCUCCCUUGUUGUAUUGGCGGAAGGAUAUUACUCGUGUUGCAGAACCAAAAUAUUGGGAGUUAAGAGGACGGUCUGUCAGAUAUUGAGUUCAGAACAGGAGAAGGCGGCGUGGCCACCGGUGCUUAUCAUUUACGCUAAUCACAUCUAACCCAUUGGAUUUAUUUCGCCUGCUGAAUUAUUAUUAUUAGCACUUAUCGUCGUUUUUGCAACGGGACGGAUGUGUGGUUACGCGAGCUAAUUUAUUUGUGUUGUAUUAUUUAUCGUGUUGGUCACGAGUGGAUUCUCCCAUCUCCAUGGAUGUGUCUGGGUGAGGCACACGCCGGUUAGUUUGUGUGCGUGUGGAUUUUCUUUAAUUAAAGCGACAACGAGACAACUACCGGCAAAGAUACGUGAGGAGCGACUGUCUUCCCAUCGGUGACACCAUAAUUAGACACUAAUUGGAGACUGCGUUUUUUUUACCGAAGGAUUCAUUGAACAUGCUGCUCUCUAAAUUCGGAUCACUGGCUCACAUCUGCAACCCAAGCAACAUGGAGCAUCUGCCGGUGAAAAUCCUUCAGCCAGUGAAAGUGGAGAAGGAGCCAUUCGAGAAGGUAUACCAGGUUGGCUCGGUUCUGGGCAGCGGUGGUUUCGGGACCGUGUAUUCAGGCAGCCGGAUUGCAGAUGGACUGCCGGUCGCUGUGAAGCACGUAGCUAAGGAGAGAGUGACAGACUGGGGCACUCUGAACGGAGUGAUGGUACCUUUGGAGAUCGUGCUCCUGAAGAAGGUGGGCACCGGCUUCCGAGGGGUAAUCAAGCUGCUGGACUGGUACGAGCGAGCCGACGGCUUCCUCAUAGUUAUGGAGAGACCGGAGCCGGUGAAAGAUCUGUUUGAUUACAUAACGGAGAAGGGCGCGCUGGACGAGGACACAGCCCGGGGAUUUUUCCGGCAGGUGUUGGAAGCGGUGCGGCAUUGCUAUAGCUGCGGGGUGGUGCACCGGGACAUUAAGGACGAAAACCUGCUGGUGGAUCUGAGGAACGGGGAACUAAAACUGAUCGAUUUUGGCUCCGGGGCGCUUCUCAAGGACACGGUGUACACGGAUUUUGACGGAACCAGAGUCUAUAGUCCACCAGAAUGGGUCAGAUACCACAGAUAUCAUGGAAGAUCAGCAACCGUUUGGUCUCUGGGCGUGCUUCUGUACGACAUGGUUUGCGGAGAUAUUCCCUUUGAACAAGAUGAAGAGAUUGUCCGCGUCCGCUUAUAUUUCAGAAGAAGGAUCUCUGCAGAGUGCCAGCAACUUAUCAAAUGGUGCCUUUCCCUGAGGCCUUCUGAUAGACCAACACUUGAGCAAAUUUUUGACCAUCCUUGGAUGUGCAAAUGUGACCUUGUGAAAUCUGAAGAUUGUGAUUUAAGACUAAGGACAAUUGACAAUGAUGCAUCAAGCACAAGCUCAAGCAAUGAGAGUCUGUAAAAUUCAAGCAAUAUUGCAUAUAAUGGGAUUAAGCAGAAAACCAGUGCUGCUGCCAAUAUUACAAGGGGGGACUCAACUUUGCUGUUUUGGCUAGAACAUUUUAUACAGAUCUACCUUACCACUUUCACCUUUUCACCCUUUAUUUUUGUUUUGUUUUUUUUUGUUUUUUUACCUUUUUAAAGGCUCCUUCCUUGGAAUGAGAUUUAUUUGGAUAUGCUGGUACUCCAGCACUGUCAGAUUGACCUUAUUUUACAUAAAGAAGAAACAGUGACCUCUUGAUUACAUAGUAUGCUGUUUGCUCUCAUAGAGCCUGGACUAGAUUUUAUUUGCUUUGAGUGCCUUUUUUGAAAGCUGCUUCAGUGGGACUUUUUAUGUCUUUAUCAUUUUGAAAUUUUUUUUUUUUUUUUUUGAGCUGUUUUAUGUCCAAAGAUUAUUUGUAUAAUUUUAGGGGCUUGCCUAACUUUUUAAAUGUUAGAUGGAACAGCUCCUGAUGUUUCAGUUGUUCAUGCUCACUUGAACAACUGGAAGUAAUUACCGCUCUUAUGUGGUGGAAAUCCAUAAACACUAAUAUUUUGACUUUUCUUUCCGACUCUCUAAAAUAACCUUCAUGUGACCUGUACAGAAAUGUGAACAUGAAAACUGUCUACAUUUUCUUUUUUUAUUUAUUUUUAUUUAUUUCUUUUUCUUCUGGUAGUGAUAUAAAAUCUGCAUUUUCAUCUUUACUAUUGGGGGUUUAAGCCCUGUUCAUUCUGUUAGCCUGAGAGUCUUAAAGUAUGUAUGGGCAUGUUUAAAUGCACAAUCAAUGCAAUAUUCAAGGACCUUUUCCAUAUCUGUAUUUAAACUUGUAUUAUACUGUUAUUUAUUGCAAUAUUUAGGCAAGGAUUUUCCUCACUAUUUAUUUUAAUUUAUUUGUCUAGAAUAUUUUCCAGCACUGUGCUUCACCUUUUGUUUCCCCACUCCAUUCAUCCUAAAAGUCCCUAUCACUACUUCCCUUUCCACCCAGAUAAAGGUAACUUUAUUUCUGCAUUCCAUGGCUGUAGUUUUGUUUUUUUGUUUUUUUUUAAGAUGGAAAAAUUGUUGUAAAAAGUCUAAUUUAAGGGAUGACAUUUUUUCCCCAUUUUCCUUUGUCUGGUAUGGUGCCAGGACUGUAACUUUGUUCUGUUUGACAAUGAUUUUAAAUUAUUGGCAUUAUACAGUCUCCAUGCAUUGGCUCUAAGAGGAAGAGUGGCAGAGUCACAAUUAAUUUAUUUUAAUAACUGUUUUUGUGAUCAGGCUGCAUUUAUGCAGUUUGUAUCAUUUUGUUUUUCAAUUUAACAGUAUGAAAUGUAUGGAGAUCAUAUUUUUUUAUACAAGUAUUUCAAUUAAACUUUUUGUAUAUAAAA